GUGGAAAAGAAUUGACACAAACGCGUCAAAUUCACACUAAAAAAAAUUCUGUCACUCUCUCUCAUUCAAAUCCUCUCUCUUAUCGGCGCUUAGAGAGAGGACCCCCGCCGGCGACCAGCUCCGGCGAAUCACCACCGUUGACAUGAUCAACGAGUCCCCAGAACUUUGAUGCGACGAUCGAAUGCCCGCACUCGGGUCGGUUCGAAUCGUAACCAAAUGGAUCCGAUGACGAAGCUCCAAAUCCGCUCCACCAACCUCUUCGCACGCAACCCUAAGACCAACAACACCAAGUCGCUCUGCACCCUCCUCAUUCCCCUCUUCUUCUCCCUCCUCAUUCUCCUCCUCUCCUACUUCACCUUCUUCUCCAAUUCCUCGCCGAUCAAAUUCCGUUACCGAAUCAUCGUGGACGGAGGAAGCACGGGCACGAGAGUGCACGUGUUCAAGUACAGGGUAGAGAGCGCGUUGUUGGAUUUAGGGAAGGAUGGGUUGGAUUCUAUGCGGGUUAACCCGGGUUUGUCGGCGUUUGCGGAGGAUCCGGAUUCGGCGGGGGGAUCGCUCCGGGAGUUGCUGGAGUUCGGGAAGAGUCGGGUUCCGAGGGAGAGUUGGAGGGAAACGGAGAUUCGGUUGAUGGCAACGGCUGGGUUGAGGAUACUGGAUGCGGAGGUGCAGGCGAAGAUUCUAGAAUCUUGUAGGAAGGUUUUGCGUUCCUCUGGCUUCUUGUUUAGGGAUCAUUGGGCUUCUGUUAUCACUGGUUCUGAUGAAGGAGUGUAUGCUUGGGUUGUUGCUAAUUAUGCGCUUGGUUCUCUCGGAGGUGAUCCUUGGGAUACCACUGGGAUUAUUGAACUUGGUGGUGCUUCUGCUCAGGUGACCUUUGUAGCAAGAGAAGCAGUGCUGCCAUUGUUCUCGCGUACUGUUAAAUUUGGGAAUACCACUUACAACCUUUACAGCCACAGCCUUCUUCAUUUUGGACUGAAUGCUGCUCAUGACUCAUGGAAAGAAGCACUUAUAUCGGGAGAAUUCAACUUGGCUUCUCAAUCUCUUCCAGAAGGGUUGCGGAUAGAUCCUUGUACUCCUACAGGAUAUUCUUAUAAUGAUGAGUCAUGGAAAUUCCCUCCUAGCUCACACAGUGAAAAAAAACAAUAUCAAUAUGCUGUCCAAACAAGGGGAAACUUUUCAGAGUGCAGAUCUGCAGCACUUAACCUACUACAAAAAGGGAAAGAAUCAUGUUCCUAUCAGCAUUGUGACAUAGGAUCAACUUUCAUACCAAAGCUUCAGGGGAAAUUUUUGGCCACUGAAAAUUUCUUUUACACAUCAAAGUUUUUUGGAUUGGGGUCAAAGGCCUAUCUGUCCAAGUUGAUGACUGCUGGCCAAGAAUUCUGUGGAGAGGAUUGGUUAAAGUUGAAGAAAAAAUAUGUCUCCCAUGAUGAGGAAGAUUUACUUCGACAUUGCUUCUCUUCAUCAUACAUUGUUGCUCUGCUUCAUGACAGUCUUGGAAUUGCUUUGGAUGAUGAGAGGUGUGGUUGUUUAACAGUGGAGAGGGGUGGUGCUCUUCUUGUUAAAUGGAGGUCUUCAUGCUAUUUUGGUGGCUGAAAUGGCAGAUUGAUGUUUUGCUUGUGUGUAGGGUAGUGGAUGGAAGCUCCAUGGUUGGGUGGCUGUUGUAAUAGUUCAGUGGCUUGGCUCAGGGCAGCAGUGGAAGAGGUUGUAGGCUCAGUAAAGAAGAGGAAAUUUAAAAAAAUGGAAAAGAAGAGAUGAGGAAACAGACCUAUUUUAUUUACAAAAAGAAAAGGGUAGUUUAGUCAUUUCAUAUAACCUACCUUCAUUACAACACACAAUACAUCUUCCUUAACUAAUGUAUACUGUAAUGUAAGAAUCAAUAAAUUAAUGGAAUGCAGAAUUAUAUCUAAACUGAAAUAGGAAUUAUUGCUUUCCGAAGAGGAAUUAGAUCUCCUGUGAUGGCAAUUUUGGGACUUGUGUGCCUCUCUUUUCUUGGGUUCACUUGGUAACUUACUAUAUUUUCGUUCAAGUACAAUUCUUGCCCUUAUUCAUGUCCAUGUCUAGUUGGGACUGAACAUAUGAUUUUUUGUUUCUUUGUGUCAUUACAUUUGUGUUCCUGUUGUGUGAAUCUUACUGACUGGAAUUCCUGUUGGCCAGGGUCAAGGUUGCUAAUCAUGUGGGCAGUAUUCCGCUUGAUUGGGCCUUGGGAGCUUUUAUUCUUCAAACCACAACUGAUGCAGAUGUACAGAACCAUAACUGGAUUGCUGCCUUUUUCAAUGAUGACUCGCCUACUCUCCUCUCAUUAAUUGGAAUUUUUAUACUAUUGUUGUUUACAGCAUGGUCUAUAUCUAGGUGGAGGAAACCUCAGUUGAAGACCAUUUAUGAUCUAGAAAAAGGACGAUAUAUAAUCACACGAGUUGGUAGAUAAUGCUUGAUAGUGGAGUUGAUCAUGGUUCUUGGUUUACAUUUGUGGAGGCACUGUUGUGAUUAUGAUGAAAAUAUUUAUCCUUUCUAACUUGAUGGCCAUGUGAUUCUAUCAAAGGCCAUGCUAGCGGGGACACAGGUUGUGAAUCAUUUGAUUUGGAUGCAGCAUGUGGAGUUACUCUUGCUAAGGAACUAGUAUAGAGUAGUAGUGAGUGUUAUGUCACUCGCUUUACUGGUUACUGUUAACAGCAGCAGUAGGGCAAGAAGUGGAGCAGGUCAGCCUAGGAAUUGCCAGGGGAAACUGGAUGCCGCAUGCUUGUGUGGAAAAAUACCUUUUUAUGUGAUCUUUAUACCAAACUCGGCAUAAAAAGAUUAAUGAAUUGAUGUUUGCUAAUAGUUAUU
Messenger RNA from Abrus precatorius (Indian licorice), 2820 nucleotides. Its product is annotated as probable apyrase 6. Gene Ontology annotation, biological process: nucleoside diphosphate catabolic process. The record is from RefSeq and is a predicted model, not a curated record. Lineage: Eukaryota; Viridiplantae; Streptophyta; Magnoliopsida; Fabales; Fabaceae. The transcript is spliced from 7 exons. Gene Ontology annotation, molecular function: nucleoside diphosphate phosphatase activity. The coding region runs from base 169 to 1590 and encodes 473 amino acids. Gene Ontology annotation, cellular component: membrane.